Molecule: messenger RNA, 483 nt
Organism: Cooperia oncophora
Lineage: Eukaryota; Metazoa; Nematoda; Chromadorea; Rhabditida; Trichostrongylidae
Source: the annotation of a GenBank genome assembly
AUGUCUAUUGUGAUGGACAUCUUGAACGUUUUCGUGUCGUCGUACCAUGACAACCUAGCCGAGUGGUUGCAGUUCCUCUUGUUGAGGCUUCUUCAUAAGAGCGGAGUGGAGAUCUUACCAACUGUUGUGCAACCGCUGAACAUGGCUUUGAAAGCUGUUCGCACAACGUUCCGACCGGAACUUCAGUUGAUCGCUAUUUGUAGGAAUAUUCAGGAUCCCAUACAGACUCCGCCAGUUAAGGUGAAAGGUGCAACGCUCAAUUAUCUGCAUGAGUUAUUACAAGGAAUGGAACAAGGAACAAGCCUUGGUCGCGAUGAAAUUCGAGCAGCGGUUCAGAAAAUCUUCCAGUGGAUGGAAGAUCCCAAGAAUGUUACCAUUAAAGUUGUGAGUUUGUGUACUUUAUUUACUGAGGGACGAGAAAAAAAAUACUUUUACUCCUUUCAAUGUGACCUAUUGACGACGAAACAGAUCUGUUACAGAUGA